AUGAUGACAACAUCGGAGGCUGAGUGUGCCUGUGGGGGACCCGGGGACGCCGGGGUUGUAAGGUCGUUGACAGAGGACACCGGCUCUGCAUCUGCGGUGGACCAGGAGUCUGGCAUUAGUGCCAAGCUCGAUGAGCACACUCGACUCUUGAUGGAGAACUCCCGGAAAUUGACAGACCUCCAAGAGCAACCAGUUGCUGUUCGCCAGCGAAGUGCCAGAAUACAA
Molecule: messenger RNA, 225 nt
Organism: Brenthis ino (lesser marbled fritillary)
Lineage: Eukaryota; Metazoa; Arthropoda; Insecta; Lepidoptera; Nymphalidae
Source: the annotation of a GenBank genome assembly